AUGGCCAACCGGAAUCGUCAAGCCAUACGGUGCCAGAGCAACCAGGGAAACCGGCGGCCACAUGCGCAGCCAGCGGGAACGCUCCACCUGCCAGCACCCGCGUCGAGGCGGAGGCCGCUGCGCGUGAGCGGGCCGCCAAUCGUACAGUGGGCACGAGUUCCACCCCCGGAGUUUGGAGAUGCGGUGCUGACGCCCGCUUCCGCGGCACAAGCACCACUGGCGUUUCCGGCUCCACCACUGUGGUCCACACUGUCGGUAAACCUCGUCGCGCCUAUGUGGGCCCCAACGGUGUUCCCAGCCCCUGUGUUGGUGUCAUCUGCCCUUGGUGCACCGGGAACGUGGGCAGUACUGGUACCUCCUGUCCCAUCACCGGUGGCCCCAGGUGUGCUUGUGCGAGCACCACCGGUGAUGGCAUACCCACCGGUCGGGAUAAAUGCAACGUGGGUUAUACCAGCGAGCGUUACCGUAUCGUUGGUAGAACCCGCAAUGCCAACCACAUCGCUGGUGUCAGCCAUAUCUCCACUGUCGUGGACGACCACGUACGAGACUGAGGACGAGUACGCCGUGAUCGAGAGCGCUGUCUACCUGCACCCGCUGUGGGUGACCACCCCAGUUGCCACAGCCCGCUACUUCUAG
Molecule: messenger RNA, 636 nt
Organism: Dermacentor andersoni
Lineage: Eukaryota; Metazoa; Arthropoda; Arachnida; Ixodida; Ixodidae
Source: RefSeq, a predicted model, not a curated record